Molecule: messenger RNA, 5302 nt
Organism: Nerophis ophidion (straightnose pipefish)
Lineage: Eukaryota; Metazoa; Chordata; Actinopteri; Syngnathiformes; Syngnathidae
Product: cytochrome P450 2K1-like
Exons: 9
Coding region: 46-1554 (502 amino acids)
Biological process (GO): xenobiotic metabolic process
Cellular component (GO): cytoplasm; intracellular membrane-bounded organelle
Molecular function (GO): oxidoreductase activity, acting on paired donors, with incorporation or reduction of molecular oxygen, reduced flavin or flavoprotein as one donor, and incorporation of one atom of oxygen; heme binding; iron ion binding
Source: RefSeq, a predicted model, not a curated record
CGUGUGCAGCAGGUGUGUUUGUGAAGGUGUGUGCCCUGACACAACAUGUUUGAAGAGCUCCUGCAGGCUCCUGCUUUGGCCUCCUGGUUGGGGCUUCUUGCAGGCUUGCUGGCCGUCUAUCUUUUGUACUCCAGUUGGACUUUCCAGGAUAAACAGAAGAAUCCUCCCGGGCCCAGACCUCUUCCCUUGCUUGGUAACUUGCAUCAGUUGGAUCUUCAGUGGCUUGAUAAGUCACUUUUUGAGCUGUCUAAAAGGUACGGACCGGUGUUUACCGUCUACCUGGGACUCAAGAAGGUGGUGGUCCUGGCUGGAUGCAAGACAGUCAGACAGGCUCUCAUCAACCAUGCUGAGGAGUUUGGGGACAGAGAAACCAGCCCUUUAUUCCACGAUUUCUCCAAAGGGCAUGGGAUAACAUUCUCCAACGGUGAUGGCUGGAAGGAAAUGAGGCGCUUUACCUUAACAACUCUGCGAGAUUUUGGGAUGGGCAAGAGACUCAGUGAGGAGAAAAUCAGUGAGGAAUGUCACUAUCUGAUUGAAGAGUUUGAAAAACAUAAAGGCAAAGCAUUUGACAACACAACGAUCAUCAGCUAUGCAGCUUCAAAUAUCAUUUCAGCCAUCAUGUUUGGGAAGAGGUUUGACUUCAAUGAUGCGGUCCUCCCGGAUAUGGUGAAAAAUGACCAAGAAACCAUCCGUCUGUCUGGAUCAGCUUCCAUCAUGAUCUACGAUGCGUUUCCAAUGCUGGGUCCUUGGCUUAAAAACUGGAGGGAUAUAAUGAAGAACAUGGAGAAUAACAAGCGUCAUAUAUCGCAAUUAAUAAACACACUCAAAGAGACUUUCAAUCCUGACAUAUGUCGGUGCUUUGUCGAUGCUUUCUGCACACGUAAGCUGAGUCUGGAGGAGUCUGAUGCUCAAGGGGUGCACUACCAUGAUGACAACCUGGUCUACAGUGUGAUGAAUUUGUUUGCCGCUGGAACUGACACAACAUCCAACACUCUUCGCUGGAGUCUACUUUUAAUGGCCAAGUACCCUCAAAUACAAGAUCGGGUCCAGGAGGAGCUUAGUAGAGUGGUGGGAGACCGUCAGAUCACAAUGGAGGACAGGAGGAACCUGCCUUACAUCGAUGCUGUCAUCCACGAGACGCAGAGGUUCGCCAACAUCGUCCCCACUUCCGUCACUCGCAGCACCAGCAGAGACGUCACCUUCCAGGGAUACUUCAUUGAAAAGGGGACCACUGUGCUCCCUCUGCUGACAUCUGUCCUCUAUGAUGAGAGUGAGUGGGAGACACCAAACACCUUCAACCCUUUCCACUUCCUGGACAAGGAGGGUAAAUUCUUUAGGAGGGAUGCUUUCUUGCCCUUCUCUGCAGGCCGCAGGGCUUGUCUUGGGGAAGGUCUGGCCCGGAUGGAGCUUUUCCUCUUCUUCACACACCUCCUGCAGCGCUUUCGAUUCACCCCUACACCCGGGAUGUCGGAGGACCAGCUGGAUUUGACCCCAGUGGUGGGAUUUACACUCAGUCCUCUACCACACCAGUUGUGUGCUCGGACUGACCUUUAAAGGCCUACUGAAACCCACUACUAGCGACCACGCAGUUUGAUAGUUUAUAUAUCAAUGAUGAAAUAUUAACAUUGCAACACAUGCCAAUACGGCCAGUUUAGUUUACUAAAUUACAAUUUUAAAUUUCCCGCGGAGUUCCCUGUUGAAAACGUCGCGGAAUGAUGACGCAUGUUUGUGACGUUAUUGGUCGGAGGAGACAUAUUUGACAAGCACCACUUACGGCUAAAAGUCAUCUCUUUUCAUCGCAUAAAUACACAGUAUUUUGGACAUCUGUGUUGCUGAAUCAUUUGCAAUUUGUUCAAUUAAUAAUGGAGACGUCAAAGAAGAAUGCUGUUGGUGGAAAGCGGUGGAUUGCAGCUGCCUUCAGCACCGAGACACAGCCGGUGUUUCUUUGUUUGUUGUGAAGCUUUAACACAGGGCGGUCAAGCGAACAUGUUUCUCUACGUCAACCAGCAAGUUUUUGGAUGAGAAAAUUGUGAUAUUAAGUCGGCUCCUACCAGAGACUUGAGUGGAUUAUGCAACCUCCUCCUGUAGCUGUCAAAAAGGCAGCUGUGAUCUUGGCUCCCCCAUUGGUUUCUCUCAGAGACACAGGCGUUCACCGCAGCCCUCCGACUUUCAGGUAUGACUUUAUAAUCUCACUAAAACACUAUUAACACAAUAAGCAGAUAAGGGAUUUUCCAGAAUUAUCCUAGUAAAUGUGUCUAACAUCUGAAUCGCUCACACUACCGUCGCCUUUUUUUUUUUUUUUUAAGUGCUUCACUCUAACUUUACUCAUCCACAAAUCUUUCAUCCUCGCUCAAAUUAAUGGGGAAAUCGUCGCUUUCUCGGUCCUAAUCGCUCUUGCUGCUGGUGGCUAUGAUUAUAAACAAUGUGAGGAUGUGAGGAGCCCUACAACCUGUGACGUCACGCGCACAUCAUCUGCUACUUCCGUUACAGCAAGGCUUUUUUAUUAGCGACCAAAAGUUACGAACUUUAUCGUCGAUGUUCUCUACUAAAUCCUUUCAGCAAAAAUAUGGCAAUAUCGCGAAAUGAUCAAGUAUGACACAUAGAAUGGACCUGCUAUCCUUGUUUAAAUAAGAAAAUCUAAUUUCAGUAGGCCUUUAGUCACUGCUUAUCUUUUAAGCAGACAUAUUUGAGUGACGGACCAGAAAAGGUAGUUAAAUCAAACUUUAUUCAUAAAGCGCUUUACAUAGAUGAAAGAAAUGCAACGCAAAGUGCUUUCCAAAAUUAAAAACAAUACCCCGGUGACCCAGAUCCUUCAUAAUUGCACGCACAUACACACACAUGCACAUGUAUGAAUGUCGGUUUUACGAGCAAACGAGCAUGUUCGGUAGCGUACAAAAACAUACAAACCCCGUUUCUAUAUGAGUUGGGAAAUUUUGUUAGAUGUAAAUAUACAGAAUACAAUGAUUUGCAAAUCCUUUUCAACCCAUAUUCAAUUGAAUGCACUACAAAGACAAGAUAUUUGAUGUUCAAAAAUAAAAAUUAACUUAGAAUUUCAUGGCUGCAACACGUGCCAAAGUAGUUGGGAAAAGGCAUGUUCACCACUGUGUUACAUCACCUUUUCUUUUAACAACACUCAAUAAAAGUUUGGUAACUGAGGAAACUAAUCGUUGAAGCUUUGAAAGUGGAAUUCUUUCCCAUUCUUGUUUUAUGUAGAGCUUCAGUCGUUCAACAGUCCGGGGUCACCGCUGUCGUAUUUUACGCUUCAUAAUGUGCCACACAUUUUCGAUGGGAGACAGGUCUGGACUGCAGACGGGCCAGGAAAGUACCCGCACUCUUUUUUUUUUUUUAUACGAAGCCACGCUGUUGUAACACUUUUCUUGCUGAAAUAAGCAGGGGCAUCCAUGAUAACGUUGCUUGGAUGCCAACAUAUGUUGCUCCAAAACCUGUAUGGACCUUUCAGCAUUAAUGGUGCCUUCACAGAUGUGUAAGUUACCCAUGCCUUGGGCACUAAUACACCCCCAUACCAUAACAGAUGCUGGCUUUUGAACUUUGAGCCUAUGACAAUCCGAAUGGUUAUUUUCCUCUUUGUUCCGGAGGACACCAUGUCCACAGUUUCCAAAUAUAAUUUGAAAUUUGGACUCGUCAGACCACAAAACACUUUUCCACUUUGGAUCAGUCCAUCUUAGGUGAGCUCCGGCCCACCCAAGCCGGCGGCGUUUCAGGAUAUUGUUGAUAAAUAGAAUUGGCUUUGCAUAGCAGAGUUUUAACUUGCACUUACAGAUGUAGUGACCAACUGUAGUUACUGACAGUGGUUUUAUGGAGUGUUCCUGAGCCCUUGUGGUGACAUCCUUUACACACUGAUGACGGUUUUUUGAUGCAGUACCGCCUGAGGGAUCAAAAGUCUGUAAUAUCAUCGCUUAUGUGUAGUGAUUUCUCCAGAUUCUCUGAACCUUUUGAUGAUUUUACGGACCGUAGAUGGUAAAAUCCUUAAAUUCCUUGCAAUAGCUCGUUAAGGAAUGUUGUUCUAAAACUGUUUGACAAUUUGCUUACAAAGUGGUGACCCUCGCCCCAUCCUUGUUUGUGAAUUACUUAGCAUUUCAUGGAAGCUGCUUUUAUACCCAAUCAUGGCACCCACCUGUUCCCAAUUAGCCUGCACACCUGAGGGGUGUUCCAUAUAAGUGUUUGAUGAGCAUUCCUCAAUUUUAUCAGUAUUUAUUGCCACCUUUCCCAACUUCUUUGUCACGUGUUGCUGGCAUCAAAUUCUAAAGUUAAUAAUUAUUUGCAAAAAAAAAAAAUGUUUAUCAGUUUGAACAUCAAAUAUGUUGUCUUUGUAGCACAUUCAAUUGAAUAUGGGUUGAAAAUGAUUUGCAAAUCAUUGUAUUCCGUUUAUAUUUACAUCCAACACAAUUUCCCAACUCAUAUGGAAACGGGGUUUGUACAAGCAGACUUCGUGUGUAGACAGAAAAGGGAGAACGGACGCAUUUUGGCUUAAAAACUAACAAGAAAGGUAAAGUUAUAACACUGAAACGCCCUCAGGAAGAGGGGCUUCAAUGGCUUGCUAUCUAGCGGCUAAAGUCCAGCCCCAGUCGGCAGUGUUUUAGCUACUUCUAAAUCACUAAUCCUCACCUCCAUGGCGACAAAUAAAGUAAGUUUCUUACAAGUAUCAUCCCUGCAGGACGAGGAAUAGCUAAACAUGCUUCACUACACACCGUAGCUCACCGGCGUCAAAAUGUAAACAAAUGCCAUUGGUGGAUCUACACCUAACAUCCACUGUAAUGAUACCAAGUACAGUAGCGUAUCUAGUCGAUACUACUAUGAUUACGUCGUUAUUUUUUGGCAUCGAAACAUCUUCUUUCCUUUUUUUAAAAUGUAAAUUAUGUUUAUAAACUCAGGAAAUAUGUCCCUGGACACAUGGGGACUUUGAAUAUGACUACUUGGUAUCAAAUUUGUGGUAUCAUCAUCCAAAACUAAUUUAAAGUAUCAAACAAGAGAAGAAGAAGUGAUUAUUACAUUUUAACAGAAGUGUAGAUAGAACAUGUUAAGAGAGAAAGUAAGCAGAUAUUAACAGUAAAUGAACAAGUCGAUUAAUAAUUCAUUUUCUACCACUUGUCCUUAAUAACGUUGACAAAAUAAUAGAACGGAAAAUGACACAAUAUGUUACUGCAUAUGUCAGCAGACUAAAUUAGGAGCCGUUGUUUGUUUACUUACUACUAAAAGACAAGUUGUCUUGUAUGUUCACUAUUUUAUUUAAGGACAAACUUGCCAUAAGAAACAUAUGUUCAAUGUACUGUGACAUUUUGUG